This is a messenger RNA of Scatophagus argus, 3430 nucleotides long. RefSeq names its product butyrophilin subfamily 1 member A1-like. The transcript is spliced from 6 exons. The coding region runs from base 2258 to 3112 and encodes 284 amino acids. The record is from RefSeq and is a predicted model, not a curated record. NCBI's taxonomy places the organism in Eukaryota, Metazoa, Chordata, Actinopteri, Scatophagidae.
GAAAGGAGCUUCAUGGGGAAAGAAAAGGAGAUGCAGCGACAAAAUAUUCCCAAACCACCGCAGCUGGUGGAUGAAGUGACGCCUGAGAUGGGACUCAGGUUGUUUAAAAGGCUCAGGCACCAGGGGUUGAAGGAGAACAUGUUGAACUCAUUUAAACGCAGCUAUGAACAGCCUGUCACAACUCAAAUAUCUGGUCUCAGCAUGCUGUAAACAAGAAGUGUGAGGCUCACAUGUUUGGCUUUUCAGUCACAAGAACAGCAUCAAGUCUGAGAGAACCCAGUGGUUAAACCUGCUCGCUGUCAGAUGAUGAGGAAGUAAAACUGACCUCCAACAAAGAUGCUGUUGUUGCUUUAAUUUCAAUGCCACAGAGGAAAUCACUACGACAGGCAUCACCAACACCAGGUCGCCCCAAAGACCACCUGAGUCCCCGCAGGCCUGUUCUAAAACUAUCACAACUCAGUAGUGAGCUGCGUCUAAAAUUCAACUUUAUUCUGUUGGCACUUUUUUAAUCACACUUGCAUUUGUAUGGAUUUUAAAAUGACAAUAUCUAAAAAAUAUGUUCAUGAUACAUUUUUUAUUUAAGUUUUGGUGAACUUUGACCUACUGUAGUUCAAAGGUCAGUAUUGUGCACGAGACAAAACCAGUGGUCGUGGAGAGUAAGCUCGCGGGCACAGCAAAGAUGAGCAGUUUCUUACCCUCGCAAAAUCACAGAAAACAGAAAGAAAACAUAACACUUUCACAACGAAUGGCAGGAGGAGAUCUUUUUUACGACUGUGAAAGAUGAAAUGUCUCAUUUGCGGGGCGACUUUGGCGACGGCAAAGCGGUACAAUGUGGAGAGACGCUUCACGACGUGUCACAAAAGCUACCAUGCUAACUACCCUCCGGGAAGCGCACUGCGGGCAGAAAAAGCCCGGGAGCUAAAGGCAGCUUUGGGUAAGCAGCAGUCACAGUUACAAGCUACACACCAGAUUACAGUCCACUGGUGAACAGCAUGCAGUGCCGGUCUUCCCACUAACAAAGAAACAGAUAGCAGGUGUUGUCAGUGGCAACAUGGCAGUGCCAUGGCAAAUUUGAAUUACAAUAUUGAAGAAUUGUGUUCAAUUUAAAAGUGUGUUCAUGACAUGUAACGAUUAUAAUUUUGUUAGAAAUGCUGCAGAUUUGGUCAAAGUUCAAAAUGUGCCAAGACUGAAAUUUAAAAUCAUGUAAGUUGAUUUUUCUUUCACAUUACAUAACUGAUAACUUUUUGAAACAUGGUGCAACAUAGUUUGUUAAAAGGAUUUGUCAGUGGCCAGUGAAAAUGGGACAUUUUCCCUGUGAAAUAUGUUGAUAUCUGUUUCCCACCUUGUUGAUAAUUAUUGUGAGAAAUCAUUAACGUCAUCAGUGUCCACAUAGAUGAGUAUCAUCUAUUUCCUCCACCCCCCACAGAGAAAAAAGGAAGCUGGCUGAAAAGAUUUAGGGGAAACGACUGUUUUUGACAUGACGUAUGAAAGUAUUUUUUCCCUUGAGCUUUGUUUUUGAAUCUGUUAUUAUGCUGGCAGUCCGCCUUCACUGGGUCAACAUCUUAAUCUGGUUUGUGGAGUCAGAGCUCCAAAACUGCUGGCGUUCUGUGAAUUCUGAUUCUGAUUCUGGUUCCCAUCAGCCUCAGCAGCUUCAUUUGCUUGGUAUUGAUCAGCAAACCAGUGAUGUUGAGAUGCUUCAUCAUCGUCAGUGAAGCUCUCAGAUUCAUUUCUGUUGCGUUUCUCUUAACUUUCCAUUCAGAGCAGCUCCCACACCCACAUGAAAAGAAAAUAUAUGAACCUUUAUAUUUUUAUCUAUACCACAUUUAUUUUCCUUGCUGCUUUUUCAGGUGAAAGCCACGUAAUCACACACACAUCACAUUUUCACGGCCCUCAGUGUGGAUUGAACAGCCUCACCGACACAGUGACAGCACAGACCAGAGACACUUGUGCACAUUCAAAGUUACUCCAGCAGCGGGUUACGCAACAAGUGAAAAAACUGAAAUAGAAACCAAAGUCUGUACUGAGACUCAUGGCAGUUCCUGUUCUUUGACUGGACUGGACUGAAGUGGGUAGGGAAUAAACAUGUAUAAAUGAGCUGCCCCACCCCGACAAGCUGCAUUUGACUUCAUUAUGUCUCCAGUCUCGGUCCCACAGCCUGUGCGUUCACAUGGACUCUCCGUGUCCUCUCAGCUCAUACUGAACUCACCUGUAGACUGAAUAUUCACGAGUCUGUCGCGCACACUGACCAGGGUCCAGGAUGCUGGGAGCAGCUGUUUUAGUGUCCCUCAGGACCUUCAGGAUGUUCCUGUUGCUUUGCACCAACAGUCUGAUACUGAAGUCCUCUGGAGACGACUCCAUUUCUUCCCUUCAGCCGAUCACAGCCCUGAUGGGUGAUGAUGUCAUUCUGCCCUGUGGUCUUAAAAAUCCCACUGAUGUCCGUUCUAAGACGGUGGUGUGGACCAAACCCGGUCUGAAUCCAAAGUACAUCCAUGUUCACCAAAGUGGACGGCCGGUCCAUCAGGCUCAACAUCCAUCUUAUCGGUACCGCACGACUCUGUUUGAGGACCAGCUGGUGAAUGGAAACGUCUCCCUGAAACUCUUCAGAGUGAAGAUCUCUGAUGCAGGAACAUACGUUUGUUCCAUUCAGUCGAUGGGGACGAGAGCUUCUGUUCAACUCAGUGUUGGUGCUGCCUCCUCACCUGUCAUUGGUUUAGCACGGUUUGAUGGAGACGGAGGACGUCUGGUGUUACGCUGUCAGUCCACAGGCUGGCGUCCACAGCCUGAGCUGUCCUGGCUGGACUCUGAGGGACACGUCCUCCCUGCUGGACCCACAGAGACACUCAGAGGUCCUGGUGACCUCUAUAGUGUCAGCAGCACACUGACUGUGGACGAGAGAGACGGCAACAGGUUCACCUGCAGAGUCCAACAGAAGGACAUCAACCAAAUGAGAGAGACGCACGUCCAACUCCCAGUUCAUCCCAUCACCUCAUCUGAUCGCACUUGGCUGUGGGCCUUCUUUGCUGUUACUGCUGUUCCUAUUGUAGUCUUCGUUUGCAUUGCCAUCAAGAUAACACCAGGUGAGACCAGAGACCAGAGACCUGGACCAGUAUAGAGUGAAACAUUUUGCAAAAGAGAGGGCAGAAACAAUCACGGAUAAGGGGAAUACAAAGGAGAAGGACGGUGAAGACCAUCCCAUGUUGAAUGGAGAGAAGUUUCACACCGAAGGCAUUAAACAUGAAUGGAAAAAUGUCCGUUACCCUGUUCAGUUUGUGAGAAUUAUGAAAAUGUGACUGACAUGGAGACCAUCCAAGUCUGAAGAGUUUAUCUGUACAAGCUAAAAUGUUAGACGUGUAUAUUUUGUGGCUGCUUGCAGGAGGUAUUUGUAAAGUUGUUUAUAGUUUAAGUUGUAAAUUAAAUGUUUUAAUUAUGA